GGAAGACUUUGAUUGUCGGCCGCCGGUGUUCGGGCGGGCGCGUAAAGCGCGCGGUGAAUGGGGAAGGGCUCUCGGCUUCGGGGGCCGCAGAACUGCUUGACUCAGCCGGCUAAUUGACAGUGUGGCUGCUGACUGAGCAUGAUGGGAUUUGGCAUUCAGUUGGCGCUACUGAUUUGGAAGAACUUCACCUAUCGGCGCAGGCAGACGUUGCAGCUGAUUAUUGAGGUCCUUUGGCCCCUCUUCCUCUUCCUCAUCCUCAUUUCAGUGCGUCGCUCACACCCGCCGUUCGAGCAGCAUGAAUGUCACUUCCCAAACAAAGCCCUUCCAUCUGCAGGUAUACUGUCAUGGAUUCGGGGUGUUAUCUGCAAUGCCAACAACCCCUGCUUCCGGUACUCUACUCCUGGAGAGACUCCAGGCCUGGUGGAUAAUUUCAACCAUUCCAUGUUGUUGUGAGCAUGAAGUAGCGGACCCAGGAGAAGCAUACGCUCUGCUUUACGCAGCUUGGAUGCCAGAUGAGAUGUCAAUGUAGCAACACACGACGCUUUCUUUUGUCUUAAUGCAAGCACUUAGAGAAGCUGCAGGAAGCAAAUACUUGCCAGGCUUUUAAACUUGCAAAUGUUUUAACAGAUAAUGCACUUAAGAAAGGAACAAACGAUGUCCUUCUGCUUCAAAGUGUGUCUUUUAGCCUCCUGCACUUUCAUGCAAAUUUAAUGGCUCAAUUCCUGAACUGAAGUGGGAUCUUCAAGUUCUUUGAGCUUGUGAGUGGAGAGACAGUCCCACCAAGAAUGAAAUGCUCUCAUGGAGGCUGUGGCAUGUGCUUCUGUGUGCGGCCCGUGGGUCUCAAGCGCUCCUCCAUGGGAUUUUUUGUUCUCCCUAGAACUCUUUGCUGGAAGUGGUGAGGGGUUUUCUGCUAAUGUCAGGUACUUUUGAAAAAAGAUCAGCCUUUCCUAAAAGGUUGCUCAUUGCUUUGGAUCAGCUUGAUGUGACUCGAGGGUUGGUGUAUGAGCUGGGAGAUGAUGAUGAGGAGGAGGAAGAUUUUAAUUUCUAUAUGGCCCAUAACUGAAGCUCUCUGUUACACCAAAACAUAAAAACAAGAAAAGCAAUAGAUAAAAA
This is a messenger RNA of Varanus komodoensis (Komodo dragon), 1113 nucleotides long. RefSeq names its product phospholipid-transporting ATPase ABCA1-like. Lineage: Eukaryota; Metazoa; Chordata; Lepidosauria; Squamata; Varanidae. The record is from RefSeq and is a predicted model, not a curated record. The transcript has 5 exons. Bases 139 to 453 code for a protein of 104 amino acids.